Molecule: messenger RNA, 2103 nt
Organism: Lasiosphaeria miniovina
Lineage: Eukaryota; Fungi; Ascomycota; Sordariomycetes; Sordariales; Lasiosphaeriaceae
Product: copper amine oxidase
Exons: 5
Coding region: 1-2103 (700 amino acids)
Biological process (GO): amine metabolic process
Molecular function (GO): primary methylamine oxidase activity; copper ion binding; quinone binding
Source: RefSeq, a predicted model, not a curated record
AUGGGGUCCGCCGUAGCACCCGAGCUUCCACACCCCUUCGACCCGCUCACGCCUGACGAGAUCGCAACCGCAAUUGCGACCGUCAAGAAGGCGCACGGCGGCAAUGUCUUCUUCAACGUGGUCGCGCUUCAGGAACCGCGCAAGGCCGACAUGACGGCAUGGCUCGCCGCCCCUGAGACGGCGGCGCGGCCCAAGCGCGUGGCCGAUGUCGUCGUGAUUGCGCCCGGUAACAAGGUGUACGAUGCCCUGGUGACCCUCGACGAGCCCAAGAUCACCAAGUGGGAAUUGCUAGAAGGGCAGCAGCCAAUUAUCACCAUGGAAGAGCUCCAGCUGGUCGAGCACAUCUGCCGCAAGGACCCGCGCGUCAUCGAACAGUGCGUCCUCAGUGGGAUCGCCGCCGAAGACAUGGACAAGGUGUUCUGCGAUCCGUGGACGAUAGGAUACGACGAGCGGUUUGGCAGCUCGGUGCGGCUGCAGCAGGCCUUUAUAUACUACCGCCCCCAUAUCGACAACUGUCAGUACCAAUAUCCCUUCGACUUCUGCCCUAUCUACGACGCAGACAAGAAGGAGAUCAUCGCCAUCGACAUUCCUAAAGUGCGGCGGAAGCUCAGCACGGCGCCGUCUAUCGACUACCACCCGGCGGCGGUUGAAGCGAGGGGUGGAUACCGCGACAACCUGAAGCCUAUCAAUAUUAGCCAGCCCGAGGGCGUGUCGUUCCAGGUGAAGGGGCGGGAGAUUGAGUGGCAGAACUGGAAGUUGCACAUUGGCUUCAACUACCGGGAGGGUAUCGUGCUGAACAACAUCACCUUCAACGACAAGGGCAAUGUUCGGCCACUCUUCUAUCGGCUCUCGCUAGCAGAGAUGGUGGUGCCGUACGGAAACCCGGAGCACCCGCAUCAGCGGAAGCACGCCCUCGACCAAGGCGAAUACGGUGCCGGGUACAUGACCAACAGUCUGUCGCUCGGGUGUGACUGCAAGGGUUCGAUCCACUACAUCGAUGCGAACUUCCCCACUCGGGCUGGCGGCUUGCGCACCAUCAAGAACGCCAUCUGCAUCCACGAGGAAGACUCGGGCAUUCUCUUCAAGCACACCGACUUCAGGGACGAGUCUGUGAUCGUGACGCGGGGUAGAAGGCUCAUCAUCCAGCAAAUCUUCACAGCAGCCAACUAUGAGUACGUCGUUGCCUGGAUCUUCCACCAGGACGGCACGAUCCAGCCCGAGAUCAAGCUCACCGGCAUCUUGAACACGUAUGCCAUGGAUCCCGACGAGGACACGCAUGGCUGGGGAACCCAGGUGUAUACAGGGGUCAACGCCCACAACCACCAACAUUUGUUCUCGCUCCGCAUCAAUCCCAACAUUGACGGCCCGAACAACACCGUGUUCAUGGCGGACGCGGUUCCCAGCGAAGCGCCUGUCGGUAGUCCCGAGAACUUCUACGGGAACGGCUUCUACGCAAAGCGCACAAAACUGGCAACCACCGGGGAGGCCAUGACUGAGUAUAACGGCGCGACUUCGCGGUCGUGGGACAUGUGUAACACCAGCAAGCUUAAUCCGUUCAGUAGAAAGCCCGUUAGCUACAAGCUUGUGAGCCGCGAGGUGCCAGGUCUGCUGCCCAAGGAGGGCUCACUGGUGUGGAAGAGGGCUGCGUUUGCAAGACACGCCGUCCACGUUACCAAAUAUCGCGAUGAUCAGCUCUGGCCGGCAGGCCGGCACGUGCCACAGACGAGCGGCGAGCCAUCUCGGGGCCUGCCCGAGUGGAUCGGCGACGGCAGCGAGUCAGUCGAGGACACGGACAUUGUCCUGUGGCACACGUUCGGGCUCACACACUUCCCUGCGCCCGAGGACUUCCCCGUAAUGCCGGCUGAGCCUAUGUCGUUGCUUUUGCGGCCGCGAAACUUCUUCUCCUCCAACCCCGUGCUCGACGUGCCGCCGUCCUACUCCAGCACGCCCAGCCAGCUCCUCGCCAACGGGAGCGGCGUGCUCGACGCGACCGACAAGAUCAGCAAGCUCGCCUUCCCUGGUGGCAGCGAGGACAGCGUCUCCAACGGAACUAGCUGCUGUGCGACCAAUGGCAAUGUCAAUGGCACCGCCAACGGGCACUGA